AUGCAAUAACAGGCGUUGCCAAGUUGGCAGCCUGCAGAGGCGCAAGGCUCGAAGAAUUCGAAGUGGUGUACAACGGAUGCUUUUCUUCGUUCUGCGUUUUCUGUAGUCUGGCAUCUUCUUGUGCGGAAGACGGACACGUGUUCGUAUUCAUUUUGCGUGUGCAGGAUCCAGAAUCUGUUCUCCUAUAAUCGCAGGCGUGUACGAUAACCAAGUUUGUCAAGCGCUGCUGCGACAUGGCAACAGCACGCCCGCUUGUAUCUGAAGACGCGUCACGUGACUACAGCAUGUCCGCUCCCACGUUUCUAACUGGAUUUGCUGGUGUCGCUAACUGGACAGCUGUUCACCUUGUGGAUACUUUGCCACCGCUGCGUUCCUGUCACCUCUGCGGAGUUGUGCCCGACACUACUUGCGUUCUCGAAUGUUCUCACUCCUUCUGCAUAUUCUGCUAUAAUCGCAUCUUAGCGAAAGGCCGGACGUGUCCUCUGGAUCAAGAAAGCUUCCAUGAAGAGGAGACUGGUCGCUUCAUUUUCAAGCAGAAUCAACUGAAAAAACUCAAGUCUCGCUGUCCAAACUUCAAGUAUGGAUGUGAAUUUGUGGGUGACGUCCUGACGACUCUCGAUCAUUUGAAUGAGUGUGCUUCUCAUGCCAUAGCUUGUUGGCGGUGUAACCAAAACGUUGCCAGAGGAAAUAUCAUCGACCACUUCACUGGAGGCUGUCGAAGCACAUUGCAAGCUGUGAGGUCAACACCUGCACAAGAUACUUUACUCGAUAGCGUAACCAAGGCGGGUGCAAACAUUCAACGUGACCUGGAAUUGAUGAGUCAUGCCCAACUUUCUGUACAGGAUAGUGUUAAUAAUUUAACUUCCGAAAUAACGGCAUCAACUAGAGACCUAAAAGUGCUGAUUGCUGCACACGAUUCAAAGCAGGCGUUCGAACAGAUGAAACAAGGUGUCAAUUCUCAACUGGAGCGCCUGUGCAAAAGCAAUGAAGAGCUGAAGAAGGAAUGCAAAGCCACACUGGUCGCGUUAGGCAAACUGCGUGUUGCUGAGGCAUCGACGUCCAGAGAAGUCGGUACAGCAGCUAGUCAAUCGGGGUUAAGCUCGUCUGCAGUUCAAGCGCGAGUACGGAGGACUGUUCUUCGGAAAGUCAAAGACCUUCCUGCUGAAAGCAGCAAAGGUGUAAAGUGCGUCUUUACGUGUGAUCCACUGGAGAUUGGUGAUUUCACUGCAUUCUUUAUUGUUCUUUUUACAAAUUACACCAAUUACAUAUAUCUUGUCCAGCGGGCCGCCGGGAAUGCCGGUAGUCGGUCCUUGUGCGACGCAGUCGACGCGCUCAAUGUAGUGCACCCUAAUAUCAGCACAAUCGCUAUAAAAAUUCACAUGGAGCAGCUGGCCGUGUCUAGACACUGGCUUCCCUGCAAAGUGUGUGAUGUUACCCCCAACGAUUGCGUUGUGGCCUGCGCGAACUUUUUGAGCGUGGCCGAGUUGCAACGCUUAGGAUAUAUGCCUAACCAAAGCGUAGCGAUUGACGUUGAAAUUGUGUAAUAAACGUAUUUCACGUCUUCUUGAGAGAUGUUCGUUAUUUACACUAGCAGCAGCGCCUCUAUCGUAUUCACUGCUUGCACUGUACAUGUCAGGUUAAUGUAAUAAAUUUUCUUCAUAUAUAU
Messenger RNA from Ornithodoros turicata, 1666 nucleotides. RefSeq lists its product as uncharacterized. Bases 234 to 1544 code for a protein of 436 amino acids. The transcript has 2 exons. NCBI's taxonomy places the organism in Eukaryota, Metazoa, Arthropoda, Arachnida, Ixodida, Argasidae. Gene Ontology annotation, molecular function: metal ion binding. The record is from RefSeq and is a predicted model, not a curated record.